Molecule: messenger RNA, 2586 nt
Organism: Parnassius mnemosyne (clouded apollo)
Lineage: Eukaryota; Metazoa; Arthropoda; Insecta; Lepidoptera; Papilionidae
Source: the annotation of a GenBank genome assembly
AUGUCUACUCCUUCGAAACGUCCAUCAUCACGUGCAUCUUCUGAAGCGGCAACUCCAUCCCGUAGGACAAGGUCCUCGCAACAACUUGUAGUUCCAGAAACUCCACAGCGAUCAUCCGGUACACCUUCCAAAGAUGGCACUCCAGGCACUCCAUGUGGUGCCCCUCGCACUCCAGGCACUCCUCGCGGUACUCCUCGCACUCCCAGUGCACAGAUUGCUGGCACAUCACCAGCACGACCUUUGGGAUCAAGUCCUCUUGGGACUGAUAUUGACAUGAGCUCUCCAUUAAAUUAUGGAACUCCAAGCUCUCUAAGCACGCCUCGGUCCCUCGUGCGUGGCGUGUCAACACCUGCGCGACAGCGAGCAGACUUAAGGGGACAUCAACUGGGCCCUAAUGUACCAGCGCCCACACCGCCAAGGAGAGGUGAUGCAGGAGAUACAGAUUCCACAUCUGGCGAGCCGCAGUUGGUUGUUUGGGGCACAGACGUCGCCAUUGCGGAAUGCCGUGAGAAAUUUAUUAAGUUCGUUCAGCGUUUUGUGGAGCCUACUGCAGUCACUAACGAACCUCUCUAUGAGACUAAGUUGGAAGAGAUACAUACUUUGGAGGAACCAUUCCUGGAUGUGGACUGUGAACAUGUCAAAAUUUUCGAUUCAAAACUACAUCGCCAACUUAUUUGUUAUCCACAAGAAGUAGUACCAGCUUUUGAUGCUGCUGUGAAUGAAUUAUUCUUUGAAAAAUAUCCGGCUGCAGUUCUAGAACAUCAGAUACAAGUUCGGCCUUUUAAUGCACCACAACGUCACAUGAGAGAUCUUAACCCUGAAGAUAUCGACCAACUGGUGACGAUAUCUGGUAUGGUGAUCCGUACGUCGGGCAUAGUGCCGGAGAUGCGCGAGGCGUUCUUCCGGUGCGCGGUGUGCGGGGCGGCGGCCGUCGCGGAGCUGGAGCGCGGCCGCGUGCCCGAGCCGGCGCACUGCUCGCAGUGCAACACGGCCCACUGCUUUCAACUCAUACACAACCGCUCGCACUUCAGCGAUAAACAACUCGUCAAACUGCAGGAGUCACCCGACGACAUGCCGGCCGGGCGGACGCCGGCGACGGUGAGCAUAAUGGCCCACGGCGCGCUGGUGGAGGCGGUGAGCGCGGGCGAGCGCGUGUCGGUGACGGGCGUGUUCCGUGCGGCGCCCGCGCACGUCAACCCGCGCCGCGCCACGCUGCGCGCGCUGCACCGCACGCACGUGGACGCGCUGCACUACCGCACCAUGAACAGCGACCGCCUGCUGCACGCUGACUCGAAGGAUCAACGCUUUCCACCGGAGCGCAUAGAACUUUUUAAAGCUUUAUCGCAGCAGGCCGAUUGUUAUGAGCGGCUUGCCCGUGCAAUUGCUCCCUCUAUAUACGAGAAUCUCGAUAUUAAGAAGGGUGUCUUGUUGCAACUUCUUGGCGGGACCAAGAAGAAUUUUAAUGCUGCUGGACGGACACAUUUUAGGUCUGAAAUUAACAUCCUGCUUUGCGGUGACCCUGGCACAAGCAAGUCGCAGUUGUUACGUUGGGUGCACGGGUUAGUUCCCCGUGCGCAGUAUACUUCGGGACGUGGCUCUUCCGCCGUCGGGCUCACAGCAUACGUCACCAAGGAUCCCGACACCAGACAGCUGGUGCUGCAGACUGGUGCAUUGGUGUUAGCUGAUAAUGGUAUAUGCUGUAUUGAUGAGUUCGAUAAAAUGAAUGAUUCUACGCGUAGUGUACUACAUGAAGUAAUGGAGCAACAGACGUUAUCAAUCGCUAAAGCGGGUAUUAUCUGUCAACUGAACGCUCGGACAUCAAUAUUGGCUGCUGCCAACCCAGCUGAAUCACAGUGGAACAAAAAUAAGACCAUAGUUGAAAAUGUUCAGUUGCCACACACUCUAAUGUCCAGGUUUGAUCUAAUAUUCUUAGUACUGGAUCCACAAGAUGACGCUUUCGAUAGGCGUCUAGCAUCGCAUCUGGUAUCAUUGUACUACAAAGACCCCUCUGACACCCAGGAAGAUGAGGACGUUGUUAACAUGGGUUUGAUGCGCGACUACAUCGCGUUCGCUAAAGAACACGUGCAGCCAACUCUCAGUGAGGCGGCGCAGCAGAGGCUUAUUGACGCAUACGUUGAUAUGAGACGGGUUGGCAGCGGCCGUGGACAAAUCUCGGCAUAUCCACGUCAGCUGGAGUCUUUAAUCCGACUAGCAGAAGCGCACGCGAGGGUGCGUUUGUCACCCGUCGUCGAAAUCUUAGAUGUCGAUGAAGCCGCCAGGUUGCACCGCGAGGCGCUGAAGCAGUCGGCCACGGACCCGGCGUCGGGGCGCAUCGACGUGGGCAUCCUGACGACGGGGCUGGGCGCGGCGGCGCGGCGGCGGCGCGCCGACCUGGUGGCCGCGCUGCGCGCCCUGCUGCAGCCCUACGCCAAGCCGCACACGCUCACGCACGCCAAGCUGCUGCACGACGUCAACGCCGCUUCACAGAUUACUGUAUCCCGAGAACAAUUGGACGAAGCGUUACGUGACCUGCAGGACGAGGGCAAAUUGACGAUCGUCAGUCACACACAUCUGCGACUUUGUUGA